AUGAAAAAGAUACGCUUUACAAAGGAGGAAGAUAAUGUCGUUAAGGAACUCAUGGAAAAGUUGAAACAACAUAAUCAACUUAAACAACAAAACCCUUAUGCCAUUAUUGAAAAUGAGCUUGCUAAGUCUUCUUUCCAAAGAAAUUCGAAGCAAAUUCGCCAACGAAAAACCAUUUGGACCCAAAUCAAUAAAGAAGGACCGAAUGGUACAAUUAGAUUUGCAAAAUUAAUUCCGGUGAUGAAAAAUAGGUUUGGUAAAUUGUACUCCGAGAACAAUCUCAAGAAUUUUUGGAAUUCUAGAGAAAGAAGAAGACGAGUUAAAAGAAAUCAACAAGGCAAAGGACCAAAGCUUCAAAUUUAUGACGAGAUAACUAAGAUAUCUCCCUCUCCUUUGGCUAGUCCUUUGAGUAAUCAGGCUCCUUUGGUAACUCUCCCGAUUCCUCAAUACCUUCUUCCGGGAUGCAAAUAA
Molecule: messenger RNA, 468 nt
Organism: Funneliformis mosseae
Lineage: Eukaryota; Fungi; Glomeromycota; Glomeromycetes; Glomerales; Glomeraceae
Source: the annotation of a GenBank genome assembly